AUGUCAUCCAAAACCCUCAAAAUCGCCGUCAUCCCGGGUGACGGCAUUGGCGUCGAAGUCAUGCCCUAUGGUGUGCAAUGUCUAAAAGCCGCCGCCCAGGUCUUUGGCCUCUCGCUCGAGUUUGAGCACUUUGACUUUGCCAGCUGCGACUACUAUGAGAAGCACGGCGACAUGCUGCCGCCAGACUGGAAGGAAAAGCUCUCCAAAUUCGACGCCAUUUACUUUGGCGCCGUCGGCAUGCCCAGCAAGGUGCCCGACCACGUCUCGCUCUGGGGCAGCCUACUCAAGUUCCGACGCGAGUUUGACCAGUACAUCAACCUCCGGCCGUGCCGACUCAUGCCGGGCGUGGCGUCGCCGCUGGCGGGGCGCAAGCCGGGCGACAUUGACUUUUGGGUCGUGCGGGAGAACACCGAGGGCGAGUACAGCAGCAUCGGUGGCAAGAUCUUCGAGGGCACGGAGCGCGAGACCGUCAUCCAGGAGACGGUCAUGACCCGGGUGGGCGUGGACCGCGUCCUGCGGUACGCCUUUGACCUGGCGCAGAGCCGGCCGCGCAGGAAGCUCACGAGCGCCACCAAGAGCAACGGCAUCAGCAUCACCAUGCCGUACUGGGACGAGCGGGUCGCCGAGAUGGCCAAGUCGUAUGGCGACGUGAGCGUGGAAAAGUAUCACAUUGAUAUUCUGACUGCGCACUUUGUCCAGCGGCCUCAGAUCUUUGAUGUCGUGGUCGGCAGCAACCUGUUUGGCGACAUCAUGUCCGAUCUGGGUCCCGCCUGUACCGGCACCAUCGGCAUUGCGCCCUCUGGCAACCUGAACCCCGAGGGCAAAUUCCCCAGUCUCUUUGAGCCGGUACACGGCAGCGCGCCAGACAUUUACGGCAAGGGCAUCGCGAACCCGGUGGGUAUGAUUUGGGCGGGACAAAUGAUGCUCGAGCACUUUGGAUACAAGGAGGCCGCGGCAGCUAUGCUUAAGUCGAUUGAGAAUGUGCUGGCAAGGUCGGAUCAAGCCAUCAUCACGGGAGAUAUGGGCGGAAAGGGAACGACAAAGAGCUUGGGCGAUGCUAUUGAGGCUGAGAUAUUGAGUUUCAGCAAGAACUAA
Molecule: messenger RNA, 1095 nt
Organism: Pestalotiopsis fici W106-1
Lineage: Eukaryota; Fungi; Ascomycota; Sordariomycetes; Amphisphaeriales; Sporocadaceae
Product: D-malate dehydrogenase
Exons: 1
Coding region: 1-1095 (364 amino acids)
Molecular function (GO): NAD binding; oxidoreductase activity, acting on the CH-OH group of donors, NAD or NADP as acceptor; magnesium ion binding
Source: RefSeq, a predicted model, not a curated record